AUGGAUGUAUCUCCUAUUCAAUCAGGUGCUAGAGCUACUAUUGAUCGAAUAUCAGCAAAAGUUCUAUCGAAUAAUGUUACAGCUAUAUUACACAUUGGUGCAUUAUGGAAUGCAUUUAUGAGUCAAAUUGAAGCAACAGCAUCUCGUAUUCCAUAUAUGGUUGAAAUUGGAAAUCAUGAAUGCGAUCAUGUUACUGGAGGAGAUAAAGAUCCUAGUGAAGAACAAGGAGACGGAGGAUUUCAACCUAUAUGUUUUGAUAUUGGACCAGUUCAUCUAGUUUAUUAUUCUACUGAACAUAAUUUUCAUCGAUUAUCACCACAAUAUGUAUGGCUUGAACAAGAUCUUCCUUCGGUCGAUCGUAUUCGUACACUAUGGUUAAUUGUUGCUUCACAUCGACCUAUGUAUUCAUCGUUAGUAGGAAUUGAUUUAAGUAAAGUAAUGUUACAACUUUACAUAGAAGCCCUUCUCUACAACUAUCAUGUUGAUCUCAAUUUAUUUGCACAUAUUCAUUCAUAUGAACGAACAUGUCCAACGUAUCAAUACACAUGUAUAGAUGAUGGAAUAACACAAGUAUUGAUUGAUAUAGGUGGACAUGACUUGACAUAUGGUUCGUAUACAGGUACACAAUGA
Messenger RNA from Rotaria sp. Silwood1, 630 nucleotides. NCBI's taxonomy places the organism in Eukaryota, Metazoa, Rotifera, Eurotatoria, Philodinida, Philodinidae. The record is from the annotation of a GenBank genome assembly.